AUGAACGAUGGAGCUGUGGAUAAUACUCCUAUGAUGCUCGAGCCGACACCAUUUCGGGAUGGCACAACUCUGGAACCUUCUGCUCAUCUUCAGGGGAUAUAUAUAGUUUACUCCUCGGUUCGUCCUAGUAGUAGGUUGAAUACCUCUCAACAAAUGCCACAGCAACAUCAUUUAGGAGAAAUGACGACAGUAGAUCGCAUCGUCAGAAACACAUCCCUCGAUAUCUCCCAUCACGAAAGAGAAUCUACUCAUGUCUCGUCAUCUUUGUUGGAUCCAACCCAUACUCUUGAUCCAACAGCAGCACUUGCUGGUGGUGUCGUGAACGAAACUCCCCUUAUUGCAGACCGAUCAAAGCUGAAGAGAACAAGACAGGACCAUCAAUUUGCCAUUGAUGAUCCAAAUGAUGACGCGAGAAAUGAUCCUAAAAAAGUCCGAUACAGAUCCUAUCAACAAGAUCAAUGGGAUAUACAAUUUCAAGAAUUGCUGAGGUUCCGAGAAAGGCACGGACAUUGCCAUGUUCCACAUGCCUACGACAAUAACCCUACCCUCGCUCGAUGGGCCAAACGUCAGCGAUACCAAUAUAAAAUGAAACUGAAACAAAAGCAAUCGAGCCUCUCAAAUGAUAGACAGCAGAAACUCGACGAAGUGGGCUUCACAUGGGAUCUUCAGACAAUGGCCUGGCAAGAACGCUUCAAUGAGCUCGUGGAAUACGUACGUCGUAAUGGCAACUGCAACGUCCCCAAUCGCUUUGGGGAGAACCCAACUCUCGGUAUGUGGGUUAAGAGCCAGCGUCGACAGUAUAAGCUCUAUCGUUUGGACCCAUCCUCGUCACGUCUGACGCCUGAACGCUACCAGCUCUUGACCAAUUUGGGGUUCGCAAAGGACCAGCCGCUGGCUGGUGGCAGCCCAAAUAAAAAGAUAAAAGGGGUGAAUUCGAGUUAG
Molecule: messenger RNA, 942 nt
Organism: Cylindrotheca closterium
Lineage: Eukaryota; Bacillariophyta; Bacillariophyceae; Bacillariales; Bacillariaceae
Source: the annotation of a GenBank genome assembly